AUGCAAUAUCAUCAACAUUAAAUAGCAAAAAAAAGUAUUCUAACCAUCAAAAAGAAAAAAGAGUUUUUUAUUAUUCUCGAUCUAUAAAGCAUUACCAAAAAUUAUUCCUAAAACAGGAUCUAUAAGUCUGAAUAAAAAAGCAAUCCCUUUAUUUCUAAACAGAGAAACGGUCUUAUGAUGAGAUACUGA
This is a messenger RNA of Paramecium pentaurelia, 189 nucleotides long. The record is from the annotation of a GenBank genome assembly. Lineage: Eukaryota; Ciliophora; Oligohymenophorea; Peniculida; Parameciidae.